AUGUCAAUGACUGGCUCAGUAUUCGUAGCAUCUACUAUAUUCUACAGCAAAAAGUUAUAAGCGCAUCCGCAGCCACUUAUUGCUUACAUUUGUAUGUGUGAAGCUAUAUCAUCUUUCAGUGCGAUGAUGCAAUCUGUAGAUUCUAAAGUAUUUGCUUCAUAUUUCGGGUUAGAUGAAAUAUUUUCGUACACAGUGGCUUUUAACUUUAGUCCAACAGACCUUUUAAAUCCUGAUGAUACGGAGGAUCAUACUAUCUAUCUUGAUAAAUACAAGACGGUACUUUGCCAUUCAAAUGAAUACUUCCUGAUAUAUUUUCAAUUGAUGUCUCUUAUGUUGAACAUGUGUUUGUGUAUUGAUCUAAUUUUAACUUUGAGAAAUCCAUUCUAUCCCAGCAAAAGAAGAGUUAAAUUUUACAUUAUUUUCUCAUCAAUUAUUGUGUCAAUCUUGGUGGUGCUAGAAAAGGACUUCAUUUAAAGUAAAAAUUCUAGAGUUUUUUAUUGGCUUUUAUUAGACAAUUGUGAUGACUACAAAGGUUUUGAAUAAAGUACUUUGAUUUCAUAGCAAGCCUCAAAUCUGAUUUUUGCAAUGAGUCUUUCAGUUUACAUUAUAGUAGCACUCUAUUCUUCAAGACCAGGCCUUAAUAAAAGAGUUAGAUGGUUCUUCCUAAGAAAGCAUUGGUCAUAUGUCGGUAUUUUUAUUCUUGUUUGGACAUUGAAUCUUGCACAAGCCUACUAUCAACUAUUUAAUCCAAAAUCAUAAGAUGAUAUUGCUGUAGACAGCUUUAAUAAAGUUGAAACCCCUGUACAGACAGUUAGCUAAUUUGCAGCAUUUUCAACAGGACUCUGGCUCACAAUAGUUAGACUUUCAGAGCCAUAUUUCUACUAUAUUGUUAAGAAAAAAUGGCUUGAAAUGUUUGGAAAGCCACCAGGAGAUUGCAGAUAAAGCAACGAACUCUACAAUAACACUUUAAAUUCAUUCUUGACAUAAUCCUUGAAUGUUGAGUUAGUAAAUAUAAUUCUCCAUGGAAUCACAUAAUUCACAAAAAAGUCUUUUGAAGAUCAUUUGCAUGACAGAGAAAUAAAAGACAUUGAGCUCGAGUAAUUUAGUCUGCUAAGAAGACUCGAGCUACCUAGAAUUGAGAUAGAUAAUCCUGAUACAAUUAAAAGAGAUAACCGCAAAAAGUUUCAGAAAAUGCAAGACUUGCAGCAAAGUUAAAACUAGGAUGAAAUUAAUUUUACCAUAGAUUAGAAUACAACAUUAUUAGAGGAGCCAAAAUAAAAAAUAAUCAUAAAUGAGUCAGUUGAGAUAUUUGAGCACAAAAUGAUUAUGAAAGCUGGAGAAGGCCAGGGUAAAAGCGGUAGCUUUUUCUUUUUCAGUGAUGACAAGAAAUUCAUCAUCAAGACAAUGACUGACUCUGAAUUGUAAACAUUCAAGUUAAUGUUUAAAGACUAUUAUGACUUUUUGCUAAAGAAUCCAAGAUCAAUGCUGGCAAGAAUCUAUGGUAUAUUCACUGUGCAGAUGGAAGAUAUCGUGCCUGUGCACUUGAUAUUAAUGGGAAAUACUAUCUAAACUACAAAUAAGGACAAGAUCUUAAAUAUAUUUGAUUUAAAGGGAAGUAUCUACAACAGAAAAGUAAAAGGCAAGAAUCAUAAAAACACAGACACCUUAAAAGACUUGAAUCUCUUUAAGAAAUGCUAGGAUGAUGUGGAUGACAGAAGAUACCUACUAGAUGUGAUUGAAGAUGACGUCAAAUUUUUAGCAGCUCAUAAACUUAUGGAUUAUUCUCUCCUGCUCUGCAUAGAGAAAAAUUGGGAAUACUAUGAAGUUAAAUAAUAGGCAGAGGCAAUAGUUAGAAAUAGAUUGAAGAAUGAGGAAAUCAUUUUGGAUGAAGACUUUAAGGAAUAAGUAAGAGAAGAAAAAAUCAGAUUAAAAGGAGGUAACAUGAUAAAACAUCAUUAAACUUAUAUAGCUCUAAUUCAGACAUUUAUUGGGAACAGACAUAAAUGGAUCAGCAAAUGCGGCAAGUUCAUAUAUCAUAUGGCUGUCAUUGACUACCUUCAAGAGUUUAAUUGCAUGAAAGUUAUGGAAAGCAGAGUCAAAGAAUAUAUUUUAAAUAGAGAUUACUACGAAAUAUCUUGUGUUGAUCCUUUACCAUACUAAAAGAGGUAAUUAGUUCUAAUUUUUAACUAUCAAUUUAGAUUCUUCAAAUUCAUGAGUAAUCAUGUGAUCAUAGACUUUCAUGAGAAUAAGAAGGAUAGACAGUAGCAUAGUUUUAUAUUAAGAAGACAGUUAUCUGGAUCAGUAUAGCACUCUAAAAGGAAGUGA
Messenger RNA from Stylonychia lemnae, 2325 nucleotides. Lineage: Eukaryota; Ciliophora; Spirotrichea; Sporadotrichida; Oxytrichidae. The record is from the annotation of a GenBank genome assembly.